Lasiosphaeria miniovina is the source of this 1944-nucleotide messenger RNA. RefSeq lists its product as uncharacterized. Lineage: Eukaryota; Fungi; Ascomycota; Sordariomycetes; Sordariales; Lasiosphaeriaceae. The transcript is spliced from 2 exons. The coding region runs from base 1 to 1944 and encodes 647 amino acids. The record is from RefSeq and is a predicted model, not a curated record.
AUGACCCCCCCGGCCACUCGCUGCUGUCGGGCUCUUCCACGCCACGUCGUCUCCUCCAGUGAUUCGAUAUGGAUAUCCGACGCGCUGCUCGCAGCCGCCUUUCAGAGAUACUGCAAUGUCUCCCGGACGGGUCGUAGGCAGAUGAGCCAAAUCCCCGGCCCACUCGAAAACCGUCGGCGGCUCGGAAAGCGGCAUAUGGGCGCCCUUAUCUCGCUCAGUGGUUCGUCGUCGCCCGCCCCGUGGGCAUUUCCAGUGUCUAUCGAUCUUUCGAAAUGGCGCUGGGAGCCUCCAUGGCCAGCCUCGACCUCGACCUCGACCUCGAAGCCGGAACGAAAUAGUCUACGUGAAGACAGCACGCUAGCUGCAAGCCCUACGAGUCCUUUGCCCAACUGGUCUGGCUGGGGCAACAAAGUCGCACAUGAGGGGCCUCGAGGACAAACAUCUGUUCUCGACUCUGGUCGCAUUUUCUCCGCGCCCCAGCCUCUCUUCAGCGAAGACGUGGAGACUUAUUGCUCUUCCGUUCCUACUCUCUCCGCGGAAUCCCUCAUCUCCAACACCGAGUCAAUUUGUCGCAAGCUUCAGUCCCAUAUCUAUCUAGGCCAGAUACAGCCUCGGAAUAUAUCUUCUAUGGCAACCGUGAUAUGGAGUGCCUUGGAUUCGCGGCCCGAUCUCUUGCCACUCUGCCAUCUCUUCGCCAUGAUUAUGGAAGCUAUCCCCGCCAGUUACUUGGGUGGAUUGCAUAUAGGUGUCCUUUCCAUGCUCGACGUGUUUUUUACUCUAUGGCUCUCAAAACCCGACGGGGCCUAUGACAGCCAAGUCGAGGCACUCUCAGCGGCCUUGAGAGCACUCGACCCCCAAGAGAAUGCCCCCCUGCUCGAUGAGGCUGACAAGCUCGCGCUUGAGCGGACAGCUCAAUCACUCGUUAGCUCCGAUACAUUGCGAUACAACUGGCUUUGUGUGCUGGCUCGGAUGCCCCUCGUUAACCAGGACAUUUUGUUUGCCAGUUCCGCGCGUUUUUCUAACAGCGCCUCGGGAAGAACGGCUCUGAAGCCUACCGAGCUCUGCGAGCUACUUUUAUGCCAGUGGAUGAGCCGAGGAUAUCUUCAUGACUUGAAAACGCGUCGCAAGUAUGAACAGAUAUCUCAGGGUGACGAUACGGCCAUUGCAUCCUUGCUCUUGGCAAUUUUCAUGAAAAAGGGACACCGGCACUGGUCAGGGCUGUUUUCCAGUCUGUGGACGUUGCUCGGCAAGCUGGACCUGACGGACGACGUCAGGGCAUCGCUCUUGGCUCUUUCGCAAACCUACCGGGUGCCGCUGCACCUGGUCCAGCAUCUUGCCUGGAAAUCCGAUAACCACUACAUCGCAAUAGAUCUUCAUGACCUGUACAUGCGUCACCUGCAGCAACCGGGCGGGCCAGAUUGGGACCCCGGACUUUUUGAGCAAAAAUACACAGACGAGAUAAUUCUCGACCCUUCCCUCCCAUCUCACACAAUAUGGAGAGUGCUGGACAUAGGGAUGUACGAAAACUUGAAGGGGAGGAAGCUUCAGAAAGAAGUAGCCCGGCACCGCGGGACUUUUGGGGAGAAAAGGACUAGGAUUGUGGAGGGACUAGCGCCUCUGAUGGGCCAUGUACCCAACAUGCGAGACAGGUGUGCUUUUCGCGAUGUGUCCCAGUGCGUACGAUUUCUCGAGCGCCAGGCAAAGGACGGUCUACACACGACUACCUCGAAGGCUUUAUUUGACGUGAUAUCGAAAGACCUUGUCGAAGGGCGGCCAGGGAGAACCACUCGCUUGCGAUGGUUUUUGCGCGUCGUCCUAAGGAACCACGGCUUGGACACGGCGAUUCGUUGCCGCGAUGUCCUCAUGGAUUGGCAGUCCCAGCUGCAUUCGUUGCGGCGCCAGGGCGUUGUACCCGAGUCGCAAGGCAGGAGAGAUGAGUGGUGA